This is a messenger RNA of Penicilliopsis zonata CBS 506.65, 2379 nucleotides long. RefSeq lists its product as hypothetical. Gene Ontology annotation, biological process: mRNA cis splicing, via spliceosome; peptidyl-threonine phosphorylation; peptidyl-serine phosphorylation. The transcript has 3 exons. Gene Ontology annotation, molecular function: protein serine/threonine kinase activity; ATP binding. The record is from RefSeq and is a predicted model, not a curated record. NCBI's taxonomy places the organism in Eukaryota, Fungi, Ascomycota, Eurotiomycetes, Eurotiales, Aspergillaceae. The coding region runs from base 1 to 2379 and encodes 792 amino acids.
AUGGUGUCGCGUGUGUCGAGGUCUCCGUCAACUCCUUCGGAGGGUGAGAUCGUCGAAUCGGGAUCAGAGACGAAGGCAACUACGUCGCAACCUCCUCUUGAAGGCAGCAAGGUUGACCGUCACACCAGAGACAGCACAGCAUCAUCUGCGCCCAGAUCGCCAGCGUCACGGAAUAGCAGGUCGCCCCGCCGGCACAGGUCAAAAACCCGAUCCCGUUCCCCCUAUCGAGACUCUAGGAAUCACAAGCGCCGGCGCGACGAUGAGCAUGACGACAGAUAUGGAUGGUACGGGUCUCGACGCCCCGGUCCCCGGUACGAUGAUCGAGACGACUAUGAUCGUGGCGGUCCGCGUAGGCGAGCAAGGCCUUACUAUGAUUACGAUCGUGAGGAAACUUACACCGGCAGUCUGCGCUAUAGCGACGAUUACGACCGGCGAAGGGAGAAGCAUCCGCGCACGCGGAGUCGCUCGCCGUACCAUGAGGUCAGGAAGCCCAAGAGAUAUGCGGGUGAUGACGAACAAGAGCAGAGGAGCGAAGAAGGCCCUGCCUCUCGUGGCAUGAGGCGACGCAGGUCUUCCACACCUGAACAGUCAGUGAGCGAGCGAGGAAGCACUCCAACCGUCGCUCAAGAUUAUAAGCGCAAUGCUGAAACUAGAGACCACCAGGUGCAGCAGGCUUCGUCUGACGCCGAUUCUCGUGCAUUAGACAGUACAAAUGAGCAACAACCGAUCGAGCCGCUUGAUGAGGCGGCGCAACUCGAAGCUCGCCGAAAACGACGUGAAGCCAUCAGGGCCAAGUACAGAGGCCAGGCUACACCGCUGCGUCUACAAGCGUUGAAUAUCGGCACAGUUACCGACUCUUCCACGCCUAGUACAGACGUGAAUAUACCCUCAACUGAUUGCUUUUCUGUAGAUUCCCCACGCUCUCCGGCUCCGACUCCGACUCAGACUUCUGCAGAAUCGUACUUAGAUUUCCAGGUUAGUGGAGAUGCCGAUUUGUUCAAUUCCACGGAGGUGGCGGAUGGUGUCGACAAAGAUGGGCCGUCUGCAGCAGAUUACGAUCCUACAAUGGAUAUGAAAGAGGAGCACCAAAAGCAUGGGAAUGGAGCCGGCGUGGACGAGUUGCCUUCGAGCGCAUAUGACGAGACUCGAACUACGAAGCAGGACCUUCUCCUGCCUGACGCUCCCCCAGCCUCGCUUCCAGCGGACCAGACAAAGGAUCCGUACGACAUGUUCGCCGAAGACGAUGACGAUAUGUUUGCCGAGGAAACAAAGGGGUCUGCACAACCCGCGCAUGCGUCCGCCAAGUCUGCAGUCCCCCAGGCGCAGGAGCUUGACAUCAGCAUGAUGGAUAACUGGGACGACCCGGAGGGGUACUACAACGUGCGGCUGGGUGAAUUGAUCAACGGUCGGUACCAUAUCCAGCAGAAUCUCGGCAAGGGGAUGUUCUCAUCCGUGGUGCGAGCGAUGGACUCGAGGACAAACAAACUCGUUGCGAUCAAGAUCAUCCGACAGAAUGACACGAUGAAAAAGGCCGGCCUGAAGGAGAUUGCGAUCCUCCAGCAGCUCCACGAGGCCGACCCAGACGACAAAAGGCACAUUAUCAAAUUCGAGCGUCAUUUCGACCACAAGGGCCAUCUGUGCAUGGUGUUUGAGAGUCUCAGCAUGAACCUGCGUGAGGUGCUCAAGAAGUUUGGACGCGACGUCGGGCUGAACCUGCGGGCGAUCCGAGCGUACGCCCAACAGAUGUUCAUCGGGCUCAGCCUGCUACGCAAGUGCAACAUCCUGCAUGCGGACCUGAAGCCGGACAACCUGCUGGUCAACGAGCAGCGGAAUGUGCUGAAGGUGUGCGAUCUGGGCUCGGCGUCGCCGGCGUCGGAGAACGAGAUCACGCCGUACCUGGUGAGUCGGUUCUACCGGGCGCCGGAGAUCAUCCUGGGGAUCCCGUACGACUACGCGAUCGACGUGUGGUCGAUCGGGUGCACGCUGUUCGAGCUGUACACAGGCAAGAUCCUGUUCACGGGGCGCAACAACAACCAGAUGCUGCGGUCGAUGAUGGAAUGCCGGGGCAAGUUCCCGCCCAAGAUGCUGCGGCGGGGGUCGCUGAUCCACCAGCACUUUGACGAGAUGCUCAACUUCCACAGCACGGAGGAGGAUAAGGUGACGGGGCGGCUGACGACGCGGGUGCUCGACUUCAAGAAGCCGCCGCGGGACCUCAAGACGCGGCUGAUCGGGAAGGGGAGUCGAGGGAUGAGCGAUGGCGAGGCGAAGGAGCUGGCCCUGUUUGUGGACCUGCUGGACCGGUGCCUCAGCCUCAACCCGGAGAAGCGAUGCACGCCCACCGAGGCGUUGAAGCAUCCUUUUCUCGCCAAGGCCAGGUAG